AUGGAGCCACCUCCACCACCGCCGCCGCCGCACGGAUCCAAUCCUCAAGGCGGCGGCAGGUCAGGCGGUCUUCCUGACGGGAAAUAUGACAUUUUUGUCAUCCCUCCACACUCUGCAGGCGCAGGCUUCUUGUACCUUCCUUCUCUCCAGACCCAGCGCAAUUCCUUCUUGGCUGGAGUCAUAUGUACAGCAUCCGCUUUCUUCAUCUACUAUACUGCUGUGCCCGUGGUCAAAGAAUGGCUGUUUAGCACCCUUCACAGUGGUGGGACGGGCGUCUUUACCCUGGUUUGCGGUGUUGCAGUGUUGGCUUGGGCGCUCGGCAAGACACAGGGUGAAUGGCAACAGCCGAAUCCUUCCAGUCGCUCUGGUCCCAGUCAUGGUGCUGGUGGCCAGGGUCAAGGCCAUAGAGGAUACGGCAGCGCUGGCUCAUACCCUCACUCAGGCCCUCAACCACAGCCUCAAACGCACGCUCCACCACCGCAACCUCCGCCUCCGCCGCCACCACCUCAUCAUGGAACGCAAGCUCCGCCUCAACCACCACCUGAAACCAGCAGCCCUCCUCCUCAGUCAUCAUGGCAAAGACCACCGCCACAGGCCAACACGAAAGCCAAUACCACAAACGCGAAGUCAAGCUGGGAGAAGGCAAGAGAAGAGACUAGGAAGAGGGAAGAGGAACGAAAACGGGCCGAGGAGCUGAGAAAGCGAAGAGAGGAACUGGAGAAAGAGAGGCAACGACAGAAAGAGGAGUUGGAAAAACAGCGGCUCAAAGCUCGGGAGAAGGAACUACGAGAGAGACUCGAGCGCGAGCUGAAAGAGAAAAAAGAGCGGGAAGAGAAAGAUCGUCUGGCGAAAGCUGCUGCAGAAGAGAAGGCCGCCGCUGAAAGAGCGGCAGCUCAGGCCGCUGAGCGAGAAAGAGAGAAGCUGGAGAGAGAGAGGCUGGAGAGGGAAAGGGUGAGGCUGGAGGAGGAGAAGGAGAAGCUGAGGCAAGAACAAACUGCCCAGCACGCUGCCCGAAGUGCUGCACAACGUCCCCCCAUGCCUUCUGCGGCGACAGAACGAGAAGACGACGCAUACUCGUUCAGACCGUACGAUCGGCCCAAGCGAACGCACAAGGCCAACUCGGCGGCUUCGAUGUACUCAGAGUCCUCAUACGCACCGUCAGUCAGCACUGCGAAAACCACGCCGCCGCCCUCGGUGCGUGGACCAUACUCAACGAAGGACCCGGAGAAGAUCGUGAUCAAAGGGGUCUAUACCUUCAACAAUGCAUUCUCGCGCACUCCAAUUGCUCAGCUUGUGUCUGGUCAAGGUAAUGUCACAGAUGGACUGAUUCUCCGGAUCACCACUGAAGGUCUCUUCGUCGAUGACGACGUACGGGGCGUGGGCCAACGAGAAUGGGAUAUCAAGGCUUGGACUAUGAAAUCGGCAGAGGUAUGGUGCCCCAAUGUUUCUCCCCAAGGAAGUGACGUGAAGACUACUCCCCAGAAAAGGACCUUCUCCCUUGGACUUGGAUUGAAUGCCGAUUCGAGGCGAGAAACACCUUCACCGUCGCAGAGCGAAUCUUCUGCUUUCGUCAUCAACCUGAUGAAAGCGUGCGGAGGGAAGUGCAAGGGGUCAUCUCGGGCUCAUGCUCGGGCCUCAAUGCACAGCUCUCGCCCUUCGUCUUCUUGGUCUUCUCGUUCCUCACUUGAUGUCCCCGCAGGCGGACAUUCUACCGAAUCAUCUGAUACUGACUGUGCUGUCAAACAGAGCUGCGAGUUAUCGGGGUUGCACGUCCUCCGCGCAUGCAUACGCGAUCAAGAAGGCAAAAAAUACGUCUUCAUCUUGUCCCAAAGCGAAGGGUGGAAGGUUGCUGUUGGGCUGCAGAAGUUAAGACGCGGCUCACAAGUUCGCGCCUUGGGCGUGGCGGGCAUGCCGAUGAAUGAAGGAAAGGCGAUUCUGGAGAACUUGGGCUUCGCAUAG
This is a messenger RNA of Cladophialophora yegresii CBS 114405, 1959 nucleotides long. RefSeq lists its product as uncharacterized. Lineage: Eukaryota; Fungi; Ascomycota; Eurotiomycetes; Chaetothyriales; Herpotrichiellaceae. Gene Ontology annotation, biological process: chromatin remodeling. The transcript has a single exon. Gene Ontology annotation, cellular component: Swr1 complex. The coding region runs from base 1 to 1959 and encodes 652 amino acids. The record is from RefSeq and is a predicted model, not a curated record. Gene Ontology annotation, molecular function: ATP-dependent H2AZ histone chaperone activity.